Messenger RNA from Xyrichtys novacula (pearly razorfish), 28586 nucleotides. NCBI's taxonomy places the organism in Eukaryota, Metazoa, Chordata, Actinopteri, Labriformes, Labridae. The record is from the annotation of a GenBank genome assembly.
AACACCAGUCUAGAAACAGUUAUAUAACAUUUUCUAACACACACCUCUCUCUGUAUUUCACACCACUGAAAAAUAGUCCCUUUGCAGCAGGUUUCUUUUUACACAUGCAGAUUUCUGCGUCCACGUCAGCUCGUAGACACGCGCAUGUUUGGAUGAACGAGGUGGACAGCACGCGGGGCGCAAAUCAGCAGCACCAGGCUGCUUGACCGACCGAUGAUGAUGAUAUAAACAUGUGACUGCUGUGUUGUCGCUCAGUUACAGCUACACCUGCCGGGAUUACACACACACACACAGGUCUCUUCUCUGCGUUCGUGAGGAAAGAAGCUGCUGCCGGGAGAGGAGGAUGGACACCACGGACCAAAGUGCUCAUGUAGAGCCGCUGCUGCCAACGGUAACAAGUCCUGGUCUCUGGGGACACAUAUUUACUUAAGCAGAUCAAUAUUUAAGGCGCCUCUGUAUACGGGCUGCCAGGCUUGAUUUAUCAUCUUCCAAAAGGCAGGUGGUAAAUUUUUAAACAUGUUUUGUUUUGGCAAUGCAGGCAUCCUUGAAAUACUUAAUGUCAAGUCAGUGGGUGUAAAGAAGCUACCUGUGGAGUUUCACUCAAGUAAACAAAAGCAAUGGUUGGAUGUUAGAUAUGAUACUACUUCUCUUCUAAACAUUUUUAUUCAGUCUAUUAUUUUAUUUUUCAUUAUGAUGCUGUUCUAUUUAACAAUGUGCAAUUUACACUUAUUUAUGUUCAAUCAUAUCAUGUACAUGCAGUAUAUGACAGACCUCCUACUGAUGUGGUUUAUUCACACAAACCUUGUUAAAUGAGGUGUUUUGUGUCAAACUAGGUGCCAAAUGCAACAAAUGUUCUGCAGGAUGAUGCUGUCCUGACAUACUGCAGCUACAGACUGUACAAAUUCAUGCUCAGGCAGCUAUCUCCCACACACAGACAUCCUUACAGAACCAACCUGCAAUAAUCUCCACAAGUGUUAUGGGAGACUUUUGGUCAGUCCUAUAGAUAUGAUGAAAGCAAAGCUGAAAUCCCUCAGGCUAUGUUUCGAGACACACGUGGGCAGUCCCUGUAGGUCUUUGCUGAUCAUUUGGAGGAGAUUUGUUAUUAUCCAUUUGCUGUUUACAUAAAAAAAAACAGAUUUUUCCAUUUAGCGAAAGGCUUUAGGCUGACAGGGUUUUGGCUUGGAGAGCGUCAUUGGUGCUCUGGUGGUUGUUUUAGAGCCGCAUGGCUUUGGUUUGAAAAUCUAAGGUCACAGCUUGACCCGAAGAGUCAGUGAGCAUUUAAGAACCUAAAAAUAACAUCAGGGUGGAUGCUAAUCUGAUUUGGAGUGAAAAUGUUUGGAUGUGGAUAUAAUACUGGAAGGUGACACUAGAAACUUUAAAGUUAAAGCGAUGACUUUUUCAUGUUUCAGGUCAACUCUCCUUUCGGCUCGUCAUCUGGUCGUGGAAGUUUGGUGAGUUGCAUGCUGUGGAUUUUUUUUUUACUCACAUCACUAUAAAUUGCAAGAAUGAAAAAUAUCUUCCAAAGAGUGCAAGCUGAAGCAGUGGAGGAGCCUCCGGACUGAAGACCAAGUUGAUUACAUGUGACACGAUGAGCUUAUCUGUAGCUUAACUUGACACUUAGAGCAGAAUGAGAGAGGAGACACGGCAUGAAUGAAGCUUUGUCUUAAAUGCUGCUGCUGCAUGGGCACUGCAAUGAUGUCACAGUUAUAAUCUGGCGAUGAGUGACUGGUGGCUCUGCCCAUGGAUGCUCAAUCACAAAUUACAGCUGUUUGACACAACAGAAGGGGAUGAGCUGCUAUCAGGCAUGAUGUGAGGCGGAGAAGUAGGAGUUAGCAGAGCAGAGCUCAGCUUUCAGAGAGAGGCUCAGUCCGCCUAAAGUGAUUAUUUAGCGGAGGAUACCGAGGUUAAGCUCAUGCAUUCUGAGAACUUGGAUGCUCCCUGGCUCCACAGGUAUAAGGUAAGACAAGACUUGAUCUUCAUCUUCGCUGCUGUGAUCAUCAUACAGUGAGUGUAUGCUGAUGUUUCCUGACUAUGUGUAUGCAUACAGGAGAGCAGGUUGACCCAGACUGUUGCGUGAAUGUUUUUCAAUCUUUUUUGGUGGUCUGAAUGAGAGGUAGACUGAUUAUCGGGGCUGAUAUUUAGUAUUUGGACGAUUAUCUGUAUCACUGUGCUGUUUUUCAGAUGACCGAUGGACUUAAUCUACUAAAGAGUAAGCUACUUUGGCUCCUCUGCUGGUCUGUCUCUCAUUUUUGGUCCAUAACAUGAUCUCAUAGGCCAGAUGUCACACAACCAUGUGACGUAAUUGUGGAUAACUACAAGUUCCUGGAUGUUGAAAGUUUCAGUUUUGAUGGAAAUGUUACAAAAUGCAUUCAAGCAGACUUUAGUGUUUGAGUGAAUGCGUAUCAGUUUCAAAGAUCAAUUAUUGGUAGAUAACCCCGUAUCAGUAUCAGCCCUGAAAAAACUAUAUUGGACCAAACAAGACCGUGUUUCGCAAGCAGUGGUAUCUGAUGCUGUUCUUUAACAUUAUGACCUACCAGUUUGACAAUCUAAAAACAGCUAGCUGGGUUUCCAGAUAUCAAAGUGGGGUUGGUUGACUUUUUUAUGUAUCCAAAGUUCUGUGCAAAUGAGCUUCUUUUUCCCCACAAACUACCCCUGAUCCUUCUCACAGAUGGCAGGUAGAUGACCAUUAUCCACCAAACAUGAGCUCAAAGCUCUAAAACACCUUAAAAGGCAUCUGAAAAAAUUAAGCACUACUUAUGCGACCUCUUACAGGAUGUUGAAGUUUGCAGCGGGGAAAUUGAAGGAUUAUAGUGCAUUUUGAGCCACAUGAAAGCCUGUGCUGUUAAUGAUAUUGCUGCCACUGAUGGUUGCAAAACUGCCUCAGCCAUCUGUAGGGAUCAGGUCCAAAUAUGUGCCACAUCCUGUGAUAUCACUUCAGCUGUGCGGUUUGCCAGGCCUUGAAUUUGACUCUGCUAGUUAAGUAGAUGAUUCAUGGUAAAAUGUCUGAAAAGCAGCAGUUGGUUUUGUUUUGGCUUGGAGGGGGUAACUGGAUCAUUAUACUUUCUUUGGAUUCCUGUUUUUAUUCCCAAAACCUGUUUAGAUUGAGCACUGAACAAAUCUGGUCCUGGUCUGAUCAUCAUACCUGAGUUUUUCAAUCUUUUUUUUUUUAUUUUUUUUAUGGUACACAGAGUUAGGAGCCUUUCUUCUGCAUUUACUCCAAGUCCCUGCUCACAUCAUAACACACAGUUUCACUCACACUCUACAAAGAUGAGGAUAGUUUUGCAUGCUGAUAAUUCCUGAUAAUUUUCACUAGGGGUGUCCUGGUACAACUUUUUGACUUCUGAUACGUUACCGAUAUUGUAGCCUUCAAUAAUGACCGAUACGGAUAUUGAUCCGAUAUUGGCACAAAAUUGUGCAUGUUUUUCACUUGACUGCAACGUCUUUUUCAGACUUAAACAAAAAAUACUGCUUAACGGCUGACAUCACUCUUACUCCUUGUUACUUUGUUAGUACCUUAGUACACACUGUUGUUGUGAUUUUGUGCGCUCAGCUUGUUGGAUCAGGGUGCUGCUAGAUAGAGAUGCCGGAGCUUGUAUCGGCUGAUUUCGGAGAUUUUAGAUGCAGGCCGAUAUAAUCCGAUAUUCAUUCUUUUUGCUGAUAUCGGACUGAUAUCCAAUAUCAAAAUCAUAACGGGACACUCCUAAUUUUCACUACAGCCCACAUUGCAUCCAGGUCUGAUAAUUUGGAUUGAAGUCACUCACUUUUUAUACCUGUUAGGAAAAUAGUUUUCCUAUGGCGCUGAUGUAGAAGGGGUUGAGUAGGAGAAAAUGACAAGAACAGUGAAACACAACUUUGUCCUAAAAUUUUGGAUAAUGUAUCCCUUGCUUUCUUUUGUGAAUUCCCAGGGUUCAAUCCAGGACUAACAAUAUCUGCUCAGAGCUGUCUGUAAAUUAGGGCACUAUUAUAAUACCGCGACACAUACGGCUUUGGUGGUUCAAAGGCAAAUUUAAUUAAAAAAAAUAGUGCAAUAAGAGUGGCACCAGACGGUAAUACGGUUUGAAUGAAUCUGACUGCACAAUGCACAGUUAAUAUGGGCUAAUGUGACGUGUGUUGUGGUAACCAGUGGCUUAGUCUGAGCAGAUAUCCGCCCUGUGUAUUUGUACACAGAUUAUCAACAUCAGCCCCAUGACCUGGAUAGUCCAUGUGGCACUGCUGCUGUGAACAGCAGAGACCUUUACAAUCAAAAUGCCUCGCUGGUCAACUGGUGGUGAAGAUGGCUCAGCUGAUCCUAAGCCAGCACUAUGGAUGAAAACACUUCAAUUAAUUCUAAGAAUAGGCCAGUUGUUAAGAGUUAAUCCAGCAGUAAAGGCAGACAGUUCUGAGUAUUUAAUAUCAAUGUGUUUAGUAUUUAAUGGGGCAGCUGUUGCUUGGUGGUACAGUUGAUCAACUCUCAACUUAAAGGUUAGAGGUUCCCAGUCCAUGUCCACAUGCAUGUCCCUGGGUCUUACACUUAACCCCAAACUGUGUGAACGAGAUUAGAUAAUACUGGUGAGCACUUUACAUAGCAGCAGCUCUGCCAUCAGUGCGUGAAUGAGGUGUGAACGGGUGAUGUAAUGUAUAGUAAAAGUGCUUUGAGUGGUCAGAAGACUAAAGGGAGUACUGUGUAAUACAGUCCACUUAUCAUUAUUCAUUAAAAGCCCGGCUGCUGAAGCCUGGAUUUACAGAGAACUGCUGUGAGAGGUGUGCUUGAAUCUUUACCUAUACUGUACAUUGGCGCACAAUAAACAACAGCAUUCUGUCAAAUGUUCUCGAUGCUAAGUAGAAAGUUGGCUCAAGCACUCUCAGUUUUGUGUUGCUUGAAUACACGGUUUGGAAGAGUUGCAGAUUGCCUUUGGGAAAGGGUUCGCCUGUGUGUUUAAUCAGAUAACAGUAAACACAUGCACAAGAAACAGGCAACAGGUGAAGCUAGAAGAUUAGGCUGGUGUUACAAAUACAAAAAAGUGCUCCAACUCUUGAUAGUGAGAACUAUGAUGAAACAGGGCAGGUAAGGCCAAUAUGAUAUAAGCGAAACCCAUCAGACAGGGCAGACAGUUACAUAAGUGAGAAACUGCUCCCAUUUGGUUUAUAGGAGCUGGAUCUUUGAGCCAAGUUGUCUAACACUUAGACUUCCUCCCCACCUCUGUGUGGAUGUAGGCUACUGCCAUAGUUCUGCAUUGCUGUGAAGUACAUUUAUGCGAAAACAACAACGUUGAAGAAAAUAGAAAUUAAUGGUCUGAAUAACUGUUUUUCAAAUCAGUGCUCAUGUUAAAAGUGGAUAAAAAGUGAAUAGCAAUAACUAGCAAUUAACACGUUUAAGAAACAACAGAUGUGUCCAGUCCUGGAAGUGUCAGAUGAAGAUUUGGCUAAACUGAACAUACAAAACUCAUCAGUGUUUAAUAUUCAUGUUUUAGACAUCUGAGUAAUUAAAGUCAGACCCAGAUUGGUCUGUUUGGUGGCCAGUAGAAUGAGAAUAGAGCUGACAGAGUUAUAACAGAAUUGAAGUUUCACACUCAUAAGAACAAAGUAAUGAUAUAAUGAGAAUAGAGUACUAAAUUUGAUAUUACAAGUGUAAGGGUGUGAUUUUAAGACAAGUAAAGCUGUAAGCUUAAGUAAAUUUGCAAACUCCUAAAAAGUCAUAAAUUUGUGAAAAUAAAGUCUCAAACUCUUGAGAUUGUGCACAAACAGAGCAUGGUACAGUGUUUGAAAAACUAAAGUAGGGGAGUAUUGUGUCAAGUAUUGUGUCAGUGCAGAGUUAUAAGCAAUCAAAUAGAGAGUGUGAACAUGUGUGAAAAUGUCAUUAAACAUAGCCACUGAACAAACGUUAACAUAAAAUAUUAUGCAACUGUUUUUUUUUCUUCAAAUUCCUGACCACUUUUUCUCGCUUUCUCCUCUCCUUUAAACCACCGUCCUCUCUGUAAAAAUAAAGUCAGAAUUUCAACAUGACAAAUGCUGAUAAACAGCAAACUCUCUAUGCUAAUUUCAGUCUCUUUUAAACAUGUGACAACUAACCCCAAAAUGACUGAGACAUGUUGACCCAAACUACCAUGUUUGCUAAUUCUAGCUCUAGCUUAGAGUGAGUUUAAAACAGAACAAUGACUGAGGUAUGACAGGAUGUCUUAAUCUCUCCUCUAACAAGUCCACAUGUAUCAGUGCUAGCAUUUUUAUCUGGUAGAAGCUUAUUUUAAAGUAUAUUAAGUUAUCUUUUUUUACUUUGGGUUGUGCGAAAUGGUUAGUUGGCGCUCAUCUCAGCUCACAGGCGACAGGACACGACCUCUGACCAUAUAAAGGAAGAAAACUAGUAUUCCACUUUUAGUUGCUUCCUCUGGUGGCAAAGUUAAUUGCAAUGUGGCAACUUACCCAUGUGACAACAAGCCCCGGUCUCCCCUACAACUUUAGAGGACCCUCCACCUCAGUUUAAUGCUGACAGCUGGCUGUUCUCAACAUUGCCCAUUGAAAACACUUUUUGUAUUACUACUGUCAAUCUGUGAUUUUAAAAGAAAAAUCCAAUAGUUUCUAUUCUGUGACUGCAUCAAAAUUUCUUACUGUUAUAUCAAUGUAGGCAAUUUAGAGAGGCACAGACUUGGGCUGUCACUGUUGAACAUAGCCAAAGGUUUGGGUGUAAAGUUGUUAAAAACCUUAACAGAGCACAAAGACAGGAAUAUAGAAGACAGAAAUAACAAGCAGUUGAGUGCUUUAGAUUAGAAUAUUUAUCCGCAGUCGAAGUAAAUUAGUUUACAAAAACAGUAAGACAAAUGUUUUUGUCUUUUUUAACAUCUUCCCAGUUUUGCUGAAGAGUUUUCUUCCCUUCCCCAUCUGCACCAUGAUGCCACACUCACAGGUUGUGAGUGGGCGGCUUGUCUUGUUCCAGGACAGACUGAAGAAGUAGUUGUUGACCAGUGACCUCAGCCUUACCAGCACAGCCUCAGAUACUUUCUUCACACUCUGCUUACGACACCUCUGUGAUGUCUGGUACCCCUGUUAGCACUGUCCGUUAGCCCUGAUCGAAACGGCACAUUUUGGCUGUGGAAACCCCGGCCAUGUUGUGUUAAUGUUUUAGUGUUUGAUUCAGAAUUCAUCUGAGUAACAAUGAAAUGCUACAAUCCUAGAAUGAAUCACAGAGUUUCUACAUGAACACAGAAAAACCGGAGAUUGGUUUGUCCUCUUCAGGCGUUUUCAAAUAAAAAAUGUUUUCUUUUUCUCUACCACAGAUUCCCUUUUACCACCUACUCCCUCUCAUCUUCUUUCUCAAGUGUUAUAUAAGCAGGCUAACAUUCUCACACCACUGAAUACUCUCAGUGAUCAGACUCUAAUCAAGUCCAUGCAUGUGCCCCGAGCUCUGUCAUGCGACGGCAGAGAGAGUGGAAGUCUGGCUGCAGGGUUCUUAGUGGGCUUUAAAGACAUGUAACUCCUUGUCCUAUGAGAGUGCUGUUUUUUACUUGGGUCAAAUGAAGAGCAGUUGUUCAGUAAUUGUGAGGGGAAAUCCAUCUGCCUGGUGGUUCUGGGAAUUUUUUUUGGACCAACCACCGUCCCCUCUUGUAAUCUGACAAGAGCUCUGCACUGAGGAUUAUGUUCUUUUUUGCAGUGCCUGUUCUCUAUGAAUGUCUAUGUGGCCUCUAAAAGAAAAAAAAAGCAGAAAUCCAGUUUGGAUCUUCUCCAUGUUGACGGGUCUUGCACGCCUGGUGCGUGCUCUGAAUUAGUAACAUCAUAUUAGGGCUCACAGCCAGAGAAAUAUUACACUAGUUUGAAAUGUGGGUCUCUCUGCUCAUGUCAAGAACAAGUGUGAUGAAAAGAUGAAAGUGGAUAAGACAGAAUAUGGCUGAAUCUAGUGUGAUCUUUCUAAAACAACAAAGUGACAUAAAUACUAACAAAGAGUCAAGCAGACAUUCACCUUUUCAUUUUCAAUUCCAUUAUUGCAAAGAAAGGGCUCUGAACACAGGUGAAGUUUGGGUCUGCCCUAAAAAGCUGUCUUUCUGGACUCAAAUGAUUCUCUCGCCUAUUCAACAAGAUACCCGCAAUUUGUCUCUAUGGCAACCGUGUUAUUAGGUUUGCUAAUGUGUUUGUUCUUAAUACCCUCUACAGAGAGGCCAAGCCAAGUCAACCAAUAUUUCCGGCUUAGUUCAUGCUGCAUUAGUCAAAGGAAAGAUAUGUUGCGUCAUGUUUAGCACUAUUAAUGGAAAGAAAGUACUUGAUAGUUUUUUAAAUGUGUUGUGUUUGCUACUGCAUCCAACAGAGAAAUGAAGACGAGGCCGUGGUGGACAGAGGAGGGGCGCGAUCCCAACAAGGAACCAACUUCGAGCAGGAAGAUCUUGAAGGUACCUCAAAAACACUAAAUGCAUCUGCAUUACAAAAAGCUUUCGAGCCAUGAAAAGCUGCUGCAGCUGAGUCCGCCUACUCUGUCUUUACAAAUGCUGCUUCUCUCUUGACAGCUUUUUCAAAGUAAAAAAGACCAGAGCAGAGUGGGAGGACAGUGGGAGAGCUGAGUUUGCAUCAGUGAUUUCACAGUCACUCAAAACCUGGACAAAAGCAACUAAGACACAAACAGGACAGUUGAGUAAACAGAGAUGAUAAAGGCUGGCAGCUGUGUAUGCAGAUACAGGCAGCAAUAAAGAAACUUGACAGGAAUCAAAGCUCCGAUCAUGAACUUUUUCUUUAUACUGAUUUUGGCAAUACCUGUGGACUAGGGCUGGGCGAUAUGGCUUCAAAUCAGUAUCAUGAUUUAUUGAGUAGUUCACCUCGACGACAAUAAAGGGACGAUAACUACUCCAUAAGCUGCUCACCCUCUCCCACAUUACCUUUGUCUACUUCAGUCGCCUCUCCAGCCGCUACAACUUUUGAAGCGUCCUCCAUCUCCUCACCUGUCUUUCCCUCUUUGUUACAGACUUAAUGGGGUGGAGUCACAUCUCCAACGUAGGACAGCAUCUUAAAGGGACAUGAGACCACACCAAAACCAACUUUUAUUUAUUUAUUUUUUUGACGCUGAAUAUAUUGACAUGGACAAAAUAAUGUCGGUUAUUGUCGUAAAUUUCGGUAUCUCUAAAUAUUUGGUUUAUCGCCCAGCCCUACUGUGGACAGGGUGAAAAGUGUCACCCUUCUUUCUCAUAACAGUCAAAUGUAUGGUUUAACUUAUUUAGAUUCUUUGCCUUGGAAAAUGGAAACAACAAGCAGGUGAAUAUUCUGUCCUCACAGUUGAUGUUUUAUAAGGAACUUUGACAAGAGCCAAGACAGACUGGGUCAGACUAUCCUUAAAACUGCAGCUCUUCCCAGUCCAGAGUGGUCAGUACCAGCCAAAAAAAUGAUGAUAAAAAAAUAUUAAAAAAAAAAAAAAAAAAGGAAAAGCAUGUGAACCAAGCGGCCUCUGCUCAUUGAUGUAGGGGGCGAGUAUCGUCUGGCCUGUGCGGAGCUAAAGCUGCUGAAAAAGUAUCUGCUGGCUCUGGUACAAAGGUGUCAGAAAACACAAUGAAUCACAGUUCGACGUGUGUGGGACUGUGGAGCUGCAGACCAGUUGGUGUGCCAAUACUGACCCCUGUUUAUGGUGGAAAGAGUCUACAGUACACAAUGGACUAUGGCAGGUUCGGGGUGUUGACUUGAUCUUUAAAAUCAGGACUGUAAGUUUCUGUAGUGAACAUACUGUAACCAUUAUACCACAGCACACCUUUGGAGGUCAAUACUGAUUGGUCCAGACCUGGUGAGAGGGGUAUAUAGCAGCUUGUCAUAAUAACACUAUGGCUGUUUUGAAAGGUGUUGAAGGUGACACUGCUGUUCGGUGGGUUGUGUAAUUUGUCACUGAGACUUAAAUUCUUUGCUGAGUCUUCAUCCGUUUUCAUUAGAGCACAAGAGUCGUGUUUAUUUCAGAAAACUUCUGUUGUUUAUUCUCCCUGCUUUUCAGCAUAGCCGUACAAAUCACUCUGUAGAGUACUGUAUGUACUGUAUCUGCUUGUCUGAAUCUCUGUGUCAUAUUGCAGUGAGCUGAGUGGGCUGACUUACGAGUGCAAACACAGACACGCUCUCGCUCUGUCUCUCCCUCCUUAUGCUGUCUCAUACCUGCAAAAACACAAACAUUCCCACAGAUACUGAGCAAGGCUUUUUUAAAGGGAUUAAGACUGAUAUAUGGAUUGACAACCAGGCAUACUUGUACGAGACCAAUGAUGGACACAUGUUAGUUACGAGUUUGGACAUGAGAGGGAACAAAAUGAGAGAUAAUGUCUUCUGUAUUUUUUCAUGCAUAAUCUGGCAUUUUAGUCAGGGUUGUAUGUAGACCUGGGCGAUAAAACGAUAAUGAUAUGUAUCAAAAAUUAAUUUCCCUUCAUCUCAAUAUAAGACAUGGUCAAUAUGCUUUCGGAUAGCUGGCAUUCAUGUUUUGGUAGACUAUACUAACCUUGCCCCCCCUUACCUCUCCGAUCACCUCCACAUCGCCACCCCCUCACGCUCCCUCAGAUCCUCCUCCUCCCUCCACCUCUCUGUCCCCUCUGCCCGGCUCAGCACCGUGGGGAGCAGGGCUUUCAGUCGCUCUGCCCCCAAACUCUGGAACUCUCUCCCCCCGGACCUCAGAAACAUGGACUCACUACCCCACUUUAAAUCCAAACUCAAAACACACCUAUUCCAAAUUGCAUAUUCACUUUAACUGUCCACUUUCACACUUGUAUGUUGUUUUUAUUUAUUUUAACUAUGUUUCUGUGUUUUUAUGCCCUGUACAGUGUCCUUGAGUGUUCAGAAAGGCGCUUUUAAAUAAAAUGUAUUAUUAUUAUUAUUAUAGCCUAUGAAAAGGGGAGUUACUCCGAGUCCGCUAGGCACUGAACAGGCGCCGGUGCAGUCGAAACAGCUGACCAUUCAGUUCGCUUUCUCUUGUGCAACGCCUUACGACAAAACGUUGAAGAGAACCAAAGACCUCACCGAUGCAGUAGCUUAUUGUGUUGCAAAAGACUUGCUACCAAUAAGUACUGUUAAAUUUCAUUUAAGAAUAACAGGGAACAUUUAAGAUUUUUUUUAUACUGUGAUAUUUAUCGACAUCGACUGAUAUGAAAAAAUAUAUCAUAAUAAACUUUUUCCCAUAUCACCCAGCCGUAGUUGUAUGGUUGAAUACUGUUACAUUAGUAUGAUUUCUGUACAAACUCAGUGAACUAAGAAGGCAGGUAUUAAAACAGUUCAAUGUGAUGAUGUUCAGUUGCCCCAAGAUUAACCCUUUCUGACAACAGUCAUUGUUUUUAUUGUUCCCUAAUCCUAUGUUGGCCAGUUAAUUCUGAUAAUGUAUUAUUACAGAGCAUUUACAGGUGGUAUUUACUUGUUGCAUUAUGUAGUGUUGCACAUUAUACACUGUUUAUGCAUAGCGUAUAAUCUGUGGUGCAGCAAAUCACAGUGCAACACUCAUCAUGCAGCAAAAACCUACAACAGAGAGAAGAGGUAGCGCUUAACCGUGAUCAGUGAAAUCAUAAUGAUUAUCUGUUAAGCUGCUGACAGGGACAGUGUGCGCACACACACACACACUCACAAAUGCAGUCGCAUUGCAGAUGACCCUCCGGUAAUCGCUGUUGGAUGUGUCCCCAGGUCACAGGACUCUCUAUAUAGGGGUCCACGUCCCCUUGGGCAGCACCAGGCACCGCAGCCAUCGCAGGCACCGUCACCAUGGAAAUAAACUCAAGAAGAGGAGCAAAGACCGGACCCUCACCUUGGUGGAGGGUAGAGAGUCUCCUGUUUACGGUACUGGACGCAGGCGUUUAUGCCACUGUUUGUUGUAUCUCACUGACUAUGAAUGCUUUGAACAACUCAGUCUCUAUUCCUUGUGCUUUCAGACACACCCUCUCAGAGAGUCCAGUUCCUUCUGGGUACUGAGGAUGACGACGAGGAGCACAUUCCUCAUGACCUCUUCACAGAGAUGGAUGAAAUCUGUGCGAGAGAUGGCGAGGACUCAGAGUGGAGGGAAAGUGCCCGGUACUGUCAUCAACAUUAGUAUCUACAUAUGACCUACAUGUUGUUACUGGAAACUCUGAUUGGAUGGACCGACUGUGUCCAUGAUCCCACUUACACUGAUGAGAGAUGUAGCUGUGUGUGUCUCAUGUUUGGGUUUCCAUUGCAUUAAGUAAUUGCUAUUCAUCGCUGUAAUUGCUUGGGGAGGAAUGAACUUUUAAGACUUUUCCUUGUUUGAUCAAAAUAUAUGGUUUACUGGAAUCCUGUUAUUUGUGCAUCUGCAGAAAUGGUGAAUCAAGUGUGUUUUCUGUAUAGUGAUACCCAGGGUGAUAGACAACAAGAAAUGAGAGUAAAAGAGUCGAUCUGAGACUGAUAUUAAACAUAGAAGAGCUAUCCAGAAUGAAAUGUUUUUACUGCAGCUAGAACAGAUGGCCAGACAGUUUUGCCAUCUGCUUGCUCGUUCUGACCGGUACUUACGGCACUCCUGUUACAGGUGGCUGAAGUUUGAGGAGGAUGUUGAGGAUGGGGGAGAGCGAUGGAGUAAACCCUACGUAGCCACUCUGUCUCUGCACAGCCUGUUUGAGCUGCGGAGCUGCAUUAUCAACAGCACUGUGCUGCUUGACAUGAGGGCGAACUGCAUUGAAGAGAUUGCAGGUAACUGGUGAAAGGAGGAACUGAGAAGCACUGUUUUCUUGGUGCUAUUUCCAUUUAUUUGAUGUAGUGUUGUGAGGCUACUAAUCUCAUUCAUUUGACUAAAAUGGCAUUUGAGUGUGGAUUAUCUGCUAUGAAACCUCUCGACCUCUAGUUAUGAAACACGCUGAACCUAAAACUGAUCUUUACACAAGGCUUAAAGGGGUAGUUCUGUUUUUUAUAUUUUUAAGUGAGAUGAGACUGUAAUUGUAUCACUGACAGGAGAUGCCAGUCAGCUCAGCCCCUUUGUUGAGCAAGCUUGGCGAUCAACUGUUUCAGACAGGGCCAGGCCCACCACAUAAUUUAGCUGAUUAUGUUGGUCUCCAAUCAUAGAACCAUUCUCCAUUUAAGCUCUAAAUCUGUCACUGCUUUAUUUUGCUGUCAGGAGGCCCAGUCAUUUUUGCACUAUUUCCGGACACAACACAUAUAGCCUAUGUUCCUCUGCCUUAUUGGGUCCACAAAUAUUCAAGCCACUGAUACAUAGUGAGUGUCAAGAGUAUUUUUGCACUCUCUGUUUGAUGUAGUUUAAGAGCCAAAUGCCAAAGAUUAUCUGCCAGACACAAUGAUGGCUGUAGGGGUUUUAUAUUUCAGCUCGGUCUUCAACAGCUAACAAAAAUAUAUUGUCUACAUCGUUGAGUAUGAUUGUUGAGCAAAUAAAAAAACAACGAGAGCUGAAAGGCCUUUUUUGGUUUCCCCUGAAUAUAAAAGGAAGUUUGUAAAAAAGCAAAAUAAAACAAAAAAGGGACAUUCAGCACAUCAGGGAAAUUUUAAUCAAUCAACCAAUCAGUCUUUAUUUGUACAGCACUUUUCAUACAAAACCAUGUAAGACAAAGUGCUUUACACAGCAGAGAAAUAAUAGAAACAAAGAAUACCCGAAUCUACCCCAACCCAGCCCCUCAUUCCCACCCCCGAUUGAAGCACAACAGAAACAUGUAUUAAAAUGCAUUAACUUGGAAAGGGCUGAAUUUCAAAGAAACAGGAAUAUGUGCGCUGAGGAAAAGCCAUUUUAAAAUUCAAGAUAAGAAAACACUGGAGGUUAGUUUAAAAUCUAAAAACCACAGGAGCAUAAAAUUAAAUUGAGGAAAUAAAUAAUUAAUAAAAUGAAAUAAAAACAACAGUAAAAGAUACUAAAAUAAGAGCAUCAAAAAUAGCUCAAUUAAAGACAAUCCUGUCAUUAAAACUAGAAAGAGAUAAAUGUGAAAACACCCAAAGUUAAGUUAAUGAUAUAAAAUUUAGUUAAAAGCAAGACUAAAAAGGUACGUUUUAAGUUUGCUUUUAAAGCCUUCAACUCUAAUUCCUCACAUUCUGGUGAUCUGCUGAUUCUGGUAUGAUCUGCUCUUUCUCACAAGGUAAUUUCAGAAUACUAUGAAUCAAAUCAAGAAUUAGUAAUUAGUAAUAUCUAAUAAUAUUAGAAUUAGUAAUAUCAUAACAUCAAGUUGCUUUAGUAUGCCUCCCUGCUACAGCUGUGUGCCUAAUGAAAAAAAAAAAUCUGUAUCCAUGCAAACACCACAUCAAUGAGUAAAAGUAGUUUUACCAUUUCAUGCAGUAGAAGCUGAUUGCUUCCAUUUACACAGUGAUUAUGAAACAAAGUGCUUUAGUGGUGUUAAUCCCACUUAAAAGACACUGAUGUUCACAUGGCAUAUACUGUAUGUAUUAAUGGUUUAUGCCUUUUUGUUCCAGACAUGGUGUUGGACCACCAGGAGCUGUACUCACCACUGGGAGAUGAGCUCAGAAAGAAAGUUCAUGAGACACUGCUUAAGCGCCAUCAUCACCAGAAUCAGAAGAAGCUGGCCAAUCGCCUGCCGAUUGUGCGCUCCAUCGCUGACAUAAGUCGAAAGACAUCAGAUAUGCACCUGGAUAAGAACGGUGAGGAAACAGAGGAGCUAGGAUUUUGUCUCCUGAAUCUGAAGAGGUUACAGGACACAUGAAUAUUUGAGACUUUUCUCAACUGAGUCCCAUCGCUUUGCAAGUUAAAGAGGUUGGAAACCACUGCUUUACUAAAGACUGGAAUAAACAUGGGCAGCAGUUGUUUUUUCACAUAGAUACUCUGCAAAUAUGCAAUAUGUGUGUUUGUCUUGUAAACAUAUGGUCUUAAGUUGUGUACAUUUCCGUCUUUUCUUCAUAUCUGAUCCCAUCCACCACCCACCAUCUGCCCACCAACCUGCCACAGCCCCACUGAAGUCAACAGGUGCAGUUUAUUCAGAACACCCAUGCCCUGUUACCAGCUUACACUUAAAUAACAUAUUGACAAGGAGGAUAUUCACAUGAUUUGUGUUGCGAUUCAUAUUAAGCUGCUUUUGUUGACUACGAGUUGAUUAGGAGAUUAACGUUAAAAAAAGAAAAGCUCCAUGAAUAUGCAGUUUGUUGCUGAUUUUACACAUUAUUGAAUUUCUGGGAUAAAUAUAGCCGUCGACUGGCUUGUAAAUGGAAGUGCUACUUGCCUCUGUAAUUGCCAGCAACAUUUGACAAGAAUCAGGUUUGCCAACAGUCCUCAUGGCAAAAUUAGUGACACUCGACACAUCAAACGCUUUAAAUUAUCUGGUAGUUUGUGAGACGUCUUUGUGGCACAUUAUGAACUGUUUGAUUUCAUUUUCAAGCUCAUUUCAACGCAGAUAGAAGCUCUUCAUCAUGCCUUGUGGGAGUAUUGAGGUUCAGUUUUUGACCCUGCUGUUCAAUGAAUACUGAAACAAGGCCAGGCAGCUUGGCGGUGAUCAGAUUAUUAUACAGGAAACAGAUGGUUGAAUUAAGGAUGCACAGGUAAAAGCAUAUGUGUUAUUCUAACCCAUGUCUUACCCUCUGGAGUGAAUCUGUAUCCCUGUAAAUCUUUAACUCUCAUUAUUUGAUCACCAAUGAUUGAGUUUCUGAAAUGUUGAUAAAGAUCCGUAUUGAUUAUUUUUCUCCUAUCUGAAUUAUCCAGGUCAGAUGACGGCCUCCCAGUCCCACUUAGAUGCCAAAGGAGACAUCAGUAGAGACAACAGUUCUGUGGACUUCAGCAAGGUGAAACACACACAGACAUACCUGAGUUUCUCUCUAUCUUUGCAUCGUAUCAGAAGUCUUGUGCUUCAUAUCAGAUUCAGAGGAAUUUCUUUCACUUUUUAUUAUCAUUUAAUGAUUGUGUUUCAUUACCGAUAGAGCUCUAAAUCUUCCAAUUUAAAGCCAGAGAGGUUCCAAGGGUGCUUAUUUUUGUACAGUUUAAGGUUACACAGUUUUAUACAAAAAAAAAAAAAAACACCGUAAAUGUCAGCACCCCAACCACCCACCCACAGGACUUGUACAACUCGUACUGUGAGAAAAUCUAUGUCAAAUAUCUUCCAGAGCUUGGACAGAAUUGAACAAAGUAGGUCUUGUUGAAAGUAUCACAGCAACCGCAAUGAAACCAUGUCUUGAUUAAAGGAAGGGCAUUUGGUCUUUUCAGCCAGGAAUUAUAAAAUGGGAGUUUUGGAUUUUACCAAUGAAUUUAAAUACGCAUGCAAACCACAAGAGAGGAGAAAGCAAUGAAAUUUCUCUCUCCAGUAAAAUCCUCAGAAAUACCAAAAUGAGAGAUUAAAGGGCUGGGAACAACAGGCCCACUACAGGCUUUUUUUAAACUGCAACUGAAUUGUUUGGAGCCUCUUCACCCACCUCCACUGGUCACUGGUCUUGAAUUGAGAGUCUUUCAAAGAGGACUCUACAAGGAUAUAACCUAAUGACUGAGAAAAGCUGUAAAAGGUGGCGCUGCCAGCUCGUCCAUGCAGCUGUGUAUUCCAGCAUGUUUUAUGCAGCAAAGCAGCUGUUUGCAUUACUAAAUAAAUGGGGACAUUUUUAUAAUCAUGUCAGGCAGUCUUAGUGAUGCAUGUUGGGAAUGAAACUUAAGCGAGUUAAGUGGUAUCUUCCAGGUAAGAUACCAUAACCCAGUUACAUGCCUCUGCAUUUUAUACUGGUAUACUGGUUUCCCUUCAGCUCACUUUUAGAUGUAAACAAAUGUAAAAAAAAAGGAACUUAAGCAAACUAUGAACAGUGAGAAAAUACAUCUAUAAAAGUAUAUUUUUCCUCAUAAUUUCUUGAUUCGAUGUAAAGGAGUCUGCCUCAGUAUCUAAAGGAACUUAAGCACCAGAGGCGCUGCACUGAUAUGGUCGUUUACUUUCAUAUAACAGAAUCCAAAUCUGAUCUCCCCAUGAGGUUAUGACAUAUUUGUUAUGAGAAGAGUUAUUUGGGUCUUUCAAACAAAGAACAGCAGGUUACUGUUGGUAUUUUUAAUGGAAAGGUCAGGGAUUAGGAUUAUAACCAUGUUAAGUAUUAUAAAAAUCAUUCAGCACUGAUGGUAACCAGACAGAAAACACAGAGAUAAAACCCCUCAGUCUGGAACCUUUUGUUCAGGUCAAUAUUCAACCGUUUUAUAUUCUUUGUUCGCUGCAUGAAAGCAUUUAUAAACAGGUGCUUUGCUUUAAGUGUGUGAAUUGAAUCAAACAGAUAAUACACAGUGGCCUUUCUCCUGCUCCUACAAUCUAACACAACACGUUUUUUUUGCCACAGAUAUAUCUUCUUUUUCAAAGCAGUCUGAGUUUAAUUCUUAGUCCAUCCAUGUACUAAUAAUAUUCUUUUGGAUGCUUCUAAUAUGAGAGCUAUAUGAGCCGUACGAAACAUAUUAAGGAGAGAACAACACUCCAGUCAACAUUGGCUAACUCCACAUAAUUAUCGCUGAAAAAUCAACACCUUCUAUGAUCAAGAUUUUACUGUAAAUGGAAGACGAACUGCAUCAAUUAGACACAGUUAAAGAGAAAGGACCACUAGUUCAUAGUCAGAGCCACUCCCUGUAGACUUUAGGCUCUGUUCUCAUGGGAAAUUAAAGAUUAUGUAUCAUAUAUGAAAUAUUAUGCAACAAAUCAUUACAUCUUUUCAUCAUUUCAUCAACAUCCAGUCAUCUUAUGUAAUAUUUAUAGAAACACAUCCGUGACUUAUUUAAAUGUUAUAUAUGUGAUGACAGACAAAGCUUAGACAGCUGGGCCAGAAACCAAUCAAAUCAUGUCAGUAUAGAAAGUCCCUGAAUAUAAAACUAAGCAUAGAAAAAUGAUGCAAACACAGACGGUUGUUUUUAACUGACAGGCUCACAGGACAGAGUGUUAAUUGUCUUUGGUAUAACAUGCUUUUAUUAUCCGCUUCAAUUUGUCCUCUUUCAGAUAGAUCUUCAUUUCAUGAAGAAGAUCCCUCCCGGGGCUGAGGCGUGUAACGUGUUGGUAGGAGAGCUUGAAUUCCUGAAUAAGCCCGUGGUGGCGUUUGUACGUCUUUCACCAGCAGUGAUGCUCAGCGGGAUGUCUGAGGUCCCCAUCACAACAAGGUUACUGCAAACUGAUCUAACUAUGCCAGUUUCAUUCCCACUAUAAUUUCAUCUUAUUCAUGCCACUGAAACAUUUCUGGUGCUCUCUGAUGUUUUUUUUUCUGUCAGAUUUCUGUUUAUUCUCUUGGGGCCGAUGGGCAGAGGGCCUCAGUAUCAUGAGAUUGGAAGAUCUAUUGCAACACUCAUGACAGACGAGGUAAAGAUUCGCUCAAGCAGCGUGUGUUACAGUGAUGGUUUGGUGUAGGAUUUAUUUAUUUCUCGACUUGGAUUGGUUUGAAUGUCAACCAGAUGUCAUAUUCAGAUUUUCUGCAGGCACUAUGCAUAAAUUCACAGUCCAGCAGAACUCAACAAAUUCCCAAAGUGAUGGAACAUUUCUCAGCAUGAAACACAGCUCAAAGCUUUUUAUGAAAAUCAUGCGUUUGGCGAUUAGUCAUCCCUCAUGUCCUCCUUUUUGUUUGGGAUUUAGGCUGCCAUCCAUCAUCACUGAGGAAAAGAUGGGCCUUGACAGAAUCCAAACUUUGUUAUAGUCUUUUUGGACUCAGUAGUUCUCAUGAAAUUUUAUAAGUGGGAACUAUGAGUCAGUGGUUAAGAAGUUGUUAUUUUGGACUUGGAUUUUGUUGAGUCUUUUUAUGGUAAAUCCUUUGCAUGUUUAUUUUGGUUAACUGCAUCCAAAAACAUGAAUGUGAAUGUCUUGGCGCAGCGUGCGCACUGAAAAGAGCAAAAGACUGAGUCCCACACUUGAUGUCUCAGUGAUAUCACCUGUUGGUUUUUGAGGCAGUGAAGCCCAAUGAUGGCAGCCACCAUAUUGAAAACACUGAACCAGCCUAACCUUUGGUUAACAAGCUGUAAAGAGGUAGAGUUAAGACAGCCACACCCCUAAUAUCUUCAAAACACAAGUGUAGAAAUAAAGCAGACUUUUUGGCACCUUGAAACAAGGUGGAAUUUAAUCCAAAAAGCAAAAUUGCCAUUUCAGUUUGAAGGUUGAUAAGGUUUCCUGUUUUUUUGUGAACCAGUCUGAAGUGGAUACUCAAAGAAAUGCGGUAUUUAGCACUUCUGCAUAUGCUUUAAUUUUUCUUUAACAUCAGAGCUUGCUGCUUACACCGCAAAAACUCCAACCUUUGCAAGUCUUUUGUUUUAUUUCCGUAACAAAAAUUUACUUACACUUACUGUAAUAGUAGUCACAUUCACCUAGCUAGACCAGGAGCACAUCUUAUUUUUAGACAGUAGAUGCCAAAAUUAAACAAGUGUUUUUUUCUCACCACACUGUCAGAUUUUUAUUUCUUUACUCCUUUCAAACAAAUCAAGGCUUACUUUUGUGCUGAUAUUCAGUCUGUUCAGCCCACAUUUUUAACAAGAAAUGACAUGAAAACACUUGUUCAGUUUGGAGUUUUUGCAGCGUAGACAUUUUUUGUAUCCAGGUUUUCCAUGAUGUUGCCUACAAAGCUAAAGACCGAAAUGAUCUGAUCGCUGGGAUCGAUGAAUUCCUUGAUCAAGUGACCGUCCUGCCCCCCGGAGAGUGGGACCCAUCUAUACGGAUAGAGCCACCAAAAAAUGUUCCGUCUCAGGUAUGUUUUAAUGUACAAGUACUCUUUUCAUUUCCUGGUUUUCUCUCUUUUUUGAUUUCUGUGAAAAUACUAUUUUUUUAAACAGGAGAAAAGGAAGAAAAGUAAUAUCUUACCAAAUGGACUAGUGGAGGGUGAAGAUGAGGAAGAGGACAGUGGUCAUGGGGGUCCAGAACUGCAGCGAACUGGAAGGUGGGGGAAACACAAAGGGAAAUAACUAGAGGAAAUCAGACUUAUAUAAUAUAUUAUAAAUAUUUUAAUUCUCAGGGGGAAAUUGGGAGCAAAGACCCUAAAGAAAACAGUAAAUAGGAUUUUGUAUUUUUAAUUUUAAAGUCAACAAAUAAACACUGGGCCAUAUCUGGGUAAACUCAGUCCAUGGUUUAAAUGAUAGAGUGGUUUCCAUAGAAACAUCCUUCCUGGUUAUAUCUAUUUGCAGCUAGACUUUCCUGUCAUUGGAUCAUAUCACACUCAGCCAUGCUCAAGAAUUGAACCCCGGAUGAAAACCAAUGGUGGGAAAGCAAGAGAGGACAAAUUCUCGCACCUAGAUAAAGCUGUCAGAAUGAAAAUCUUGCUUUGUACAAGUGAAUUAUUUCUGCAUUUGCAGGUGGUUUGGUGGUCUCCUCUUGGAUAUCAAGCGGAAGACACCCCACUACCUAUCCGACUACACUGACGCUUUCAGUUUACAGUGUGUGGCCUCUUUCCUAUUCCUCUACUGUGCCUGUAUGUCUCCUGUCAUCACCUUUGGAGGACUACUGGGCGAGGCAACAGAAGGACGCAUAGUAAACCUCACUCUCCUCCCUCUACAUGUUCUGAUGAUGUACACUGUGCUAGCUUUUAAGCAUAUCAAACCUGUACAUCAAACUUGGUAAAGAUUUGAACUCAACACUACACUUCCAAACUUUCAUGGUCUUUUCCCUUUCCACAGAGUGCAAUUGAGUCACUGUUUGGAGCCUCGCUGACUGGAAUUGCCUACUCUCUGUUCGCCGGGCAGCCCCUCACCAUCCUGGGCAGCACAGGGCCGGUGCUCGUAUUUGAAAAAAUACUGUUCAAAUUCUGCAAGUAUGUUUACCUGUUUGCGUAAAUAAUCUCAUUAACUGACAGAUGACUUCAGGUUAUUUUCAGCAAUUGGCACAUUGCAUAAUGUGUUAUUGCAUUGUCCUUUGCACAUCGGCUUGCUGAGGGAUAAUUUCUGUUUACUGCCUGUCCAACACCUGGCGUCAAAGAGAUCAUUCGAUGCUCUGGAUGUAUGCAUUAGAAACCAUUCAACAGCAUUAAUCACCACAUGAUGCGGUUUGAUGCAUUAUCUCUACACAGGGAGUAUGGUUUGUCCUAUCUGUCCCUGAGAACCUGCAUUGGUCUGUGGACGGCUUUCCUUUGUAUCCUGCUGGUGGCUACUGAUGCAAGCUCCCUUGUUUGCUACAUCACGCGUUUCACAGAGGAAGCCUUCGCCUCGCUCAUCUGCAUCAUCUUCAUCUACGAGGCCUUGGAGAAACUCAUCCACCUGGGGCACAACUAUCCCUUCAACAAGAACAACAACCUGGACAAACUCACCACCUACUCGUGCGUGGAUACUCGUUCUCACAUACCGCGCUGUCCAAAGCCGUGAAAAAGAAUAAUUGCUGCAUGCAUUUCUUGAAAGCUACUGUAAAUCCCUGACAAAUGAAGGAUUAUUUAGUCACCCAGAUGUUCAUGUGCUUCCACAGAUGUUCAUGCGUCGAGCCCUCUGACCCAGGCAAUGGCACCCUGAAGUACUGGGAAAUUAACAACGUCACUCCCUCAGAAAUCUAUUGGGAAGCUCUGGAGGUCAAGGUACGAUCGUUACCAACUUUGAGAUGUGGCCAAACUAAACAAAAAAUCCUAAACAAACUAAAAGUGGAUGUGUUAGUCAUAGUCGAGGCUUUUAUAACCAAAUAACUGCAGGAACUGUUGGGUAAGACAGAGAGGUUGAAAUGAACACAUUUGGAUUUUCCACCUUAAAGUGGCAUGCUCUCCCAGAUGGAGGAAACUGAACAUAGGAGAUUAAGGGCAUGUAGGCAGGAUUAUAUUGGAUUAUUCUUUGCAAAUCACUAUAAAAGCACAUUUUGUUGUACUCAGUUAAGUUUUUUUUGUUCUCAUAAGCCAUGUAAUAGGAAACCGAGAGUCUUGCCAAGCACUCUUGUGCUCCUCAUGGAGUGAUGCAUCUCAGUAACUCUGCUCUGUCAUUGUCCAUGUAGGACUGUAUCGAAAAGAAAGGGGAGUUUGUGGGCAGCGCCUGUGGCCCUCAUGGACCCUACGUUCCUGAUGUCCUCUUUUGGUGUGUCGUCCUUUUCUUCUCCACCGUCUUCAUGUCCUCUUUCCUAAAGGAGUUCAAGUUCAGCAGCUACUUUCCCACAAAGGUAUCAAUUAUCAUCACAUCAGAGUCUACUAUGAUCCAGACAUGGCAAGAAAAAAGACACUGCAGAUUCUAAACAUGUCUUGAGUUGAAGACUACAAUGCAGGGGUACACUCUAGUGGUCAAGUAUAGGCAUUGCAUCUAAGAAACAUGAAGAAGAGGAAAUGUCAUAUCCUGUUAUUCUGUGGUUUCUUUUUUUGUGGUUGUUUAAAUUAGGUGAAAUAAUAGGGGCAAAUGUUUUUUAAUCAUAUAUUUAUUGGCAUUUUCAGUUUGAACAUAAACAAAUCACAUGUUGAAUAAAUGUACAUAAUAAAUCCCCCCAGUCCCUCCCUCGCCACCCCAUGUUGCCAGAUCCUCUAAAAUGAGUAUAAAGCGAGAAAGAAAAUAAAUGCAUAAAUAGUAAUAAUAAUAAGGAUAUUAAUAAAGAUACAUUACACUGUAAGUUAUCCUGAACAUAUAAUGUAAAGAAAGGGUAUUGCAAAAAAAAAAAAAAAAACAGGUUCCAGAAAGAGAAAUACAAAUUAAAUUGAAAUAAUGAUGAAGAAAAUAAAAUUGAAAAAGAAAGAAAGAAAGAAAGAAAGAAAGAAAAACACUGUUCACCAUAUGUGCAGAUUUAUCUACACUGUUUCUAUGUUAAAUGCAGCUAGGGCUGUAGCCAUGUUGGGUCUGGAGGAAUCUCAGUUUGCGAUGGUGGUAAGGUUGUCAAAGUAAGUCAGAAAAGGCCUCCCCCAACCUGAGUAGAUUUCUCCCUAUUACCUCUCACACUAAAUUCAACCCUUUCCCAUUUAAGAUUUUCCAGAUCAGUAGUAUUUGUAAAGUUGUAAAGGCCACAACAUUACACAUUUUUGAUGGCCAGUCACAUUCCACAGGUCUUAGACCAAAUAUGGCUGUCAAAGGAUGUGGAUCUACAGUUAUAUUGAAAACAUUACUCAAAGAGUCGAAUAUUGUGUUCCAAAAUGUAUGGAGGGUGGGACAUGUCCAGAACAUGUGUAAUUAGGUCGCCAGUGCACAUUUGCACCAGUCAUACAUAUGGUCAACGUUGGGGUAAUUCUUGGCUAGUUUAGCUUUGGUUAAGUGGAUGCAGUGAACACUUUCAAAUUGUAUGAGGCCAUAUCUACUACAUGAAGAGGAUGAAUGUAGCAGCCUAAAACUGCCUUCCACAAAUUGUCGGAAUAGGGUCAAAUGUUUUAUCUGCAUUUUAACUAUUUCCCAUGUUUUCUCCCACACUAGGUGAGGUCCAUCAUCAGUGACUUUGCUGUUUUCUUCACAAUCCUCACCAUGGUGUUAGUCGACUACGCCUUAGGGGUCCCUUCUCCAAAACUACAAGUCCCCAGUGUGUUUAAGGUGACCACUUCAAAAAUGUUGUCGACAAAUGUUUAAGGAAACUGAUCAGUUCUCAACAAGCUACUGACUAUUGUUCCAUAAAACUACCCUGCUUUUGUUUUCAGCCAACCAGAGAUGAUCGAGGGUGGUUCAUCAACCCCCUGGGGCCUAACCCGUGGUGGACAGCAGUCAUAACGGUCAUCCCAGCUCUGCUUUGCACCAUCCUUAUCUUCAUGGACCAGCAGAUCACAGCUGUCAUCAUCAACAGGAAGGAACACAAACUCAAGGUGCUCUCAAACCUUGAACCCUGGUCACACACCACAUUUGUAUAACAUGUCCUCUCAUGAAGUGCUUCAAAUGGUUUUUAUUUACUGGUACUGCCCCCCUUUCAGAAAGGCUGUGGGUACCACCUGGAUCUCUUCAUGGUUGGGAUAAUGCUCGGCGUGUGCUCUUUGAUGGGUUUGCCCUGGUUCGUAGCAGCCACCGUCCUCUCCAUCUCCCAUGUUAACAGCUUGAAGCUUGAAUCGGAGUGCUCGGCUCCGGGGGAGCAGCCAAAGUUUCUUGGCAUUAGAGAGCAACGCUUCACUGGCCUUAUGAUCUUCACCCUGAUGGGCUGCUCUGUCUUCAUGACAUCUGUGCUGAAGGUCAGACUCAGUCUCCUUGUUGUUUGUGUGCAGUUUUCACUCCGUAUUAUAGAGUGUGAAAUAAAUGAUCCCUCUGUUAGCUCUGAAGAUUUGGCUCUGAGGUUGUUUAACAGUCAUUGAUUACAUUAUAAUAGAAACAGUCUGUUUAAACACUAACAGUCUCACAUUCAUAUGAUAAAGCCAGGGGAACUUUUGCAUGAUCUGGUUCUUUAUCUUUUAGUCUUUUGUUGUUUCCAUUGUGUUGUCAUUGAAUUUGGAUUCUCUGAGUUUAGCAUCCCUUUACAUGCUUUUUAACAAUAUUCACACAAACUGAUUAAAUACAUAUUAGUGUUACUGACGGAGCUUGUGUUUCCCCUCAGUUUAUUCCCAUGCCUGUGCUGUAUGGAGUUUUCCUUUACAUGGGAGCAUCUUCGCUCAGAGGCAUUCAGGUAAACAUCUUUACAAUUUGCUGAAAUCAAGUGAAAAAACCUAAGUAGAGGUCACUUGCCUCACAAACAUUGAAUAAGACUAACUCUGCAGUCUGCAAGUUGCCAAGGUUUAAGUGCACUAAAUCGAACCAACAGAUGUUCAGAGUAGAAAGCAUCACCCAGCUAAUAGAUUAACUGGAAUCACACUGAGUUUUUUGGGGUGUUGCCUAGAGUUAAUGUUUAAAAUAAGCCUUUCAGCAGUCGUCUGAUUAGACUGACAUUUGUUCAGCGUGGUUUGGGUUUAAUUUGUAGAUGCUCCUGCUGGAUAAUCUGUGUAGACAGCUAAUUCUCACCAAGCCAUGAUAGGGGCUCGCCUCCAUAUUGUCUCGCUGCCCAGAUAAAAAGUGUUAAUUGGCCUCUAGUGUGUUCUCAGCAUUUACUGAACACCUGACUAUUAUUUAAUUGCCCUGUUUACUUCUUUUUUCUUCACUUUAAAAAACUGGCUAUUCUUGGGUUUCAGAGAUAAAUUCAAAUAAAGCUCAACAUUUUAUAAAAGCAUUUUAUUGCAUAGGUGAAAUUGUUGCCUUUCUGAUCUAAUUUUACUUUAACACAUAAGCACAGAGAAAAAUUCAGCCAGAUCGAUGCCUGGGAGGCUGCGAAAAAAGCUGCAAGUUAUGACCUAAAACACACCAAAAGCUGCAGUUUUGCUCAAAGGCACUGCACACUUUUACGGCUUUGAUGCAAUUUUGUCACUCUCCCGUGUUUGGUUUUGGCCACAGUUUGAGCCGACUGUGCAAAAUCUCAGCUGGCACAGUAAUUGUAAUGGUGGUAAACAUAGAGGAGCAUGCAGCUUCUACACAGAAAGGUAUGUCCAUUAGAAAGACACAAACUCCAGUCCAGCUGCGUGUUUGUUAUUAUGCUCUGUAAUUGCUAGAUGUGUGCACAAGCAACUCUUUAGUUCCAGUGAUAUGUUUAAAAUGUGUCUCUGCUGCCCCGCAGUGGCAGGAAAUUAGUCAUUACAGUUUUUGUUCCUUUAUUUUUCUCAACAAGUUCUUUGAUCGUCUGAGGCUGUUUGGGAUGCCAGCUAAGCAUCAGCCAGACUUCAUCUAUCUGCGACACGUUCCCCUGAGGAAGGUGCACCUUUUUACCAUCAUCCAGCUCACCUGUUUGAUCCUGCUCUGGGUCAUCAAGACCUCCAGGGCUGCAAUUGUCUUCCCCAUGAUGGUAAGCAGUCACCCCACGCCCUUUUCGUUCAUGAUUCAACCGUUUUUUGUCUGUUUCAUACAGUUAAUAUCAAUACAUUAAUCAUGCUCUUUAUUGUCUCUUGUCCGGACUCUGAUGUGUAAUUGUGUUUGCAGGUGCUGGCUUUGGUGUUUAUUAGGAAGCUCAUGGACUGUUUCUUCACCAAGAGAGAGUUAAGCUGGUUGGACGACCUCAUGCCAGAGAGCAAGAAAAAGAAGCUUGAGGAUGCUGAAGAGGUACUGUAGUGCUAAUAAAUACAUACAUAUAUACAAAUGCUUGUGUUAUCUACAUAUACUUGUACCUGAAUUUUAACAUUUGUUUGUCAAAUUUAAAGGAGGAGGAGCAGAGUAUCCUUGGAGAGGAUGAAGGAGUAGUGCAAGUGCCAUUAGAAGGGUACAAGUAAGUUAAAUAGUGCUUACAAAGUUUUACAUUGUCUGUGAUUUUUUUCCUUUAUAAAGAUAAAAAACUUAUUUAUUUGUUAUUUUUUCUUUCCACAGAGGUAUACCCGUCAUCAAUAUCACUGAUGAAAUGUCAAAAGGUUCUUUUGGAAAUACUUGGACAGCCAACAGCUAAGACAUUUGAGACGAGGUUUCUAAACAUUAUGGUAAGCUUUUUGUUUUUUAAAUGAAGCUCACUCAUGCACAUAUUUCUGAUCAAGUUAGCUGUGAUUAAAAAGGAAAUUACAUGUAUGUCUCCUUAAUUUACAGCAUUAUUUGGCUCACAAACAAAAAUGAGUUAACAGCUAAACAACAAAGUCUAGCUUCCAUAGUAAGUGCCAAUAAAAACAAGUUCACAAUCAUAACAUGGAAAUAACAUUUACAGCUGUCUAUCAGUAACACCAAUGCAAACUUAAGGCUUGUGUCCAUUGAUGGCGUUUUUGCACUUACAGCCCCUAAUUUUAGUUUAGAGCGUUCUUCAUCAGCGUUUACUGUUGCUAGGUUACAAAAGUUGUCCCCUGGUACUUCUGCUACAGAAAGCUGUAAGCCUCAUAUUGGUGAUUGUUCUACUACAUGUACAAAGACAUGAAAACAACUGGUAGAGACUGUGUCCUACCAUCUGAAACCCUGGUAUCUUUAACCCUGUAAAACAAGUGUGGGUAGUUUGUUCAUGCAUACCUCAUCUGUUAUUAAUAAAGUUUAAUCAAAUCUUUUUUUUUAUUUAGUUGGUGUUGGAAUAGUAACAUUUAUGAGCACAGCAGUUUUCUACAAGUUUUACUAAUAUCAACUGAGAGUGCUGUGAGCAGAGCAACAACAACAACAACAACAAAAAAUAACAACAAAAAGGGGAUGACAAUGAGGGCAUUUGUGUGCUUAGGCUGCUGAAAUAGGCACCAAGAGUCCCAAAAAUGCCUUUAGUAGACACAGGCCCUUGUUUGCAGGCUGUAACCUGCAUCUUCAACUUGUGUGCAAACUGCAUUCAAAAAAUAAAGUGUUAUAUAAAUUUAGAAGGUCAACUAUAUAUGUACUCUAUUGGGGUUUUCAUGGGUAAGGGACUAUCAGUGUAGGUGCCAGUUUUUGGCUUUUGUAUUGACAAAUCAACAGAUGAAAUCCAGACUUCCUCUCCUGAGCUGUACCACUUGGUGACCAGAUUUAUCUCUCUGACCUUUUAAAACCCCCAUAUUUCAUCUCGGACUCUCAGAUCCUCUGACCAGCGCCUUCUGACUGUCCCUCGGUCAAGAUUAAAGUUCAGGGGUGACCGGGCUUUUUCCGUUGCUGUGCCUAAGCUCUGGAAUGCUCUUCCUCUUAAUGUCCGACUUUCCCCCUCACUGCCUGUUUUUAAAUCAAAUUUGAAAACGCACUUUUACGCCCUGGCUUUUAACUCCUGAGAACUUGGCCUUUUAAUCAUGUUUUUACUGAACCAUCUAUGUCCCCCUGUUUUUAAUGUGUUCCUGUGUCUUGUUUUAUUGGUCAUGUUAAUUGUCUGGAUCUUUUUAUUUUGUUUUUAAUUUUACUGUACAGCACUUUGGUCAGCGCUUUGUUGUUUUUAAAUGUGCUACAUAAAUAAACCUGGAUUGGAUUGGAUUGGAUGUCCAUGAAUAUACUGAAUAUUAACAACACAUAUAUCUUACCUUUCUUCAUAGUUCACAACCAAGCUCACAAUAUUCCAAGGCGAGAACUGGGGAUGAAGACGAUUGAGGGCAGUGUUGUGUGUCUUUGUCACUGUCCCUUCUGUGUGAUCACAAAUAAAUCUUUGUGGUGUGCUACAUUUUACUGAUCCUUCAAGUGCAGCCAUGUAAAUCACUCUGGGUUAGUGAGUAACUGUUAUCUUUUAUCGUGUUGUUCAUGUCAAGAAGUCUUUGUUAUUUCAAUGAUUGUACACAAAAAAUAAUUUAAGGUUGUCCUCUGAGAGUUUUUGGAUUGAUUUGUAUUUAUUUUGUUAUAUUCUUUGUAUUUUGAAAUACCAUAAUAUCAUAUCCUUGAGAUCAUAGAUAUUUAUUUAUUAAUUCCCUAUAGUUCUCUAUUAAGUAACUUAUUUGUAGACUUUGAUGUGAAAUGUAAUAUGAUGACCUAGUAAGUAUUAAAAAAGACUAAAUGCCAUUCUUGAAGGUACAUAGCCAUACAUGAACAUAUCAACACUAACGAGAUGGAAGGCUUGUAUUAUUACAGAUUAUGUUGUAUUUUUUCAUGGGAUGGGACUGUCAUGAUCCCAUGGAGUUGAUUUUGAAUGUUGGUAAUGGGGCUUUGAAAAUUGAUAAAGGGCAAUAUAAAAUAUAUACACCUCUGUGAACAAAAUGCAAUAGCACUUUUAACCAGAAUGUCAAUAUUCUAUUUAUAAGACAACUUAUUCUGCUAUUUAUUUUGUGGAAUAUAAUAUAUAUUAUAUAUGUUUGCUGCAAAAUGGAGAUUUAAAGCUCUGUCCUUAGAUGUAAGUGCAUUGCUUAUAUUGUAAAUGGAAAUUUUAAGUGUCAUAAAUUGUUUAAAUGUUUAUAUCAAGUAUUACAAAUCAUGAAUCAAAAGCUUGAUCAUGCAGGCGUUUUAUCCUGAGGUCCACUUUGAAGCGGAAAAAGACCAAGAAAUGGUUUAUUUUUGAAGAGACAAAUAUACCAUGUACAGCUUGUCAAUGUUGCUUUAACAUAAUAAAAUUUUAAGAGCA